CUCUCUCUUAAAAAACAAAAAACCCUGCCAAUAUUGCGAUACAGGGAAAGGGAAAAAGGGCUUACAAUACUCCCAAAAAACACUUGCGUUACUGAGAACGGAGAAGGAGAGAGAGAUCGAGAGAUCAAAAACUGAAACCCAAAACAUCAGACACCAAUCAAGUUGAAGAAGAGCCGUACAUUCUCUUCCAAUAUCCCCAAACUCUCUCUCUCUCUUCUCACGAACCCUAAUCUUUUUCUUCAAGAAUAUUCAAUCCCUUUAAUCCAGGCUACAGAUUUGAAUCGAUCUUUGUGUAUGUCUAUAUGGCGAACGGUACGGAUUCGGAGGAGUUCGUGUUGCUAUCAUGGGUUCGAACGGGUCACAAGCACGAGUUCGCCUUCGCAAUGAAGGCGGAAUCAGAGAUUUGCGGGUCCUUGGGUCGGACCCGGUCCAGGAAGACCCGGAAUGAGGCUGUGGCGACCAAUAGAAGCAAGAAAUUGAAGAAGCUGGAUCCGAAGGACGCCGAGAACGACGAAGUUAUGGAUCAGAAGGAGAAGGAUUUAGGCGAUUCGAUGAGCGAGGAGGAAGCGAAAAGCGACGUGGUGGACCUAACGAGCGACGACGAGCCGAAGGGGCACGUUGGAGAAUCGGAAUUGGUCGGAGAAGGGGGUUCCAAGAAGGACAAGUCAAUGCCGGUUUUCGACGAGGAAUUGAAGGGUGGAGUGGUUGAAAUGGUUCAGAAUCCUGUGAAGGAAGAGGAAUUAGUGUGUGUAAGCAAGCCGAAUGUGAAUGAAGAGACGAAGACGGAGCCGGGAGUCAAGAAAACGAAUGACGAUUUGGUUAACGAUGAGAAGAUUGAGGGGGUUAGCAUAAUGCUUUUUUUUUUGGUUUCUCUCUUAAUCAAAUAUUGUUUCUACCAGUAGUUUGCAUGGUUAAUUGA
Quercus robur (English oak) is the source of this 919-nucleotide messenger RNA. RefSeq lists its product as uncharacterized. Lineage: Eukaryota; Viridiplantae; Streptophyta; Magnoliopsida; Fagales; Fagaceae. Bases 303 to 902 code for a protein of 199 amino acids. The record is from RefSeq and is a predicted model, not a curated record. The transcript is spliced from 2 exons.